Messenger RNA from Epinephelus fuscoguttatus (brown-marbled grouper), 5706 nucleotides. It is a transcript of the gene clstn2a, whose product is annotated as calsyntenin 2a. The record is from RefSeq and is a predicted model, not a curated record. NCBI's taxonomy places the organism in Eukaryota, Metazoa, Chordata, Actinopteri, Perciformes, Serranidae. Bases 131 to 2902 code for a protein of 923 amino acids. The transcript has 18 exons. Gene Ontology annotation, biological process: positive regulation of synaptic transmission; homophilic cell-cell adhesion; positive regulation of synapse assembly. Gene Ontology annotation, molecular function: X11-like protein binding; calcium ion binding; amyloid-beta binding. Gene Ontology annotation, cellular component: cell surface; postsynaptic membrane.
UGUCUCUCCACCGUUCGACUAUCCCUCGCGCGCCCGACGAGUUGAAAACAUCCUCGCGCUUGGGAGGUGAUCCAGGAUUUCGGGAAGAGGAGAGGACGGGGAGACAUCACCCACACACUGAGCGACAACCAUGCAGACACUCGGGGUCCCUGUUGUGCUGCUCUGGCUCAUCUGGGGCCACUCCUGCGCUCUCGGCGGAAAAGUGAACAAGCACAAGCCGUGGAUAGAAACAUCAUACCAUGGUGUGAUCACAGAGAACAUGGACACGGUGCUGCUGGACCCUCCGCUGGUAGCUCUAGACAAGGAUGCCCCAGUCCCCUAUGCUGGGGAGAUUUGUGCCUUUAAGAUCUAUGGUCAAGAUGCUCCGUUCGAGGCAGUUGUGUUGAAUCGCACAUCAGGAGAAGGAGUCCUGCGGGCCAGUCACCCUGUGGACUGUGAGAGCCAGAAAGAGUACACCUUCAUAAUCCAGGCCUACGACUGUGGGGCCGGACCCAGCGGGGCCGACUGGAAAAAAUCCCACAAGGCGGUGGUUCACAUCCAGGUGGAUGACGUCAAUGAGUUCUGCCCCGUGUUUCGGGAGCCGCUUUACAAGGCAUCAGUAACAGAGGGCAAAAUCUACGACAGCAUUUUGCAGACUGUUACCCUGGUGACAGGUAACAUCAGAAACACAGAGCGGCUGAGCUAUGACAAGCAGCAAAGCUACAAGAUUAUGGUGACGGCCUUUGACUGUGGUCAGAAGAGAGCAAAGGAAGAUGUGGCUGUGCAUAUUGAUGUCAAGCCUGUCUGCAAACCAGGAUGGCAAGGUUGGAACAAGCGGGUGGACUAUGAGCCAGGGACUGGAAGCAGGCAGCUGUUUCCCAAGAUGCACUUGGAAACAUGUGGCGGUCCCCUGUCUGGCGUGAAGGCGAUGGUAGAGCUACAGACUAAUCACAUUGGGAAGGGCUGUGACCGGGAAACCUACUCUGAGAAAUCUCUGCAGAAACUCUGUGGUGCAGCAUCAGGCAGCACCGACCUCCUUCCUGCUCCCAGCCCUUCCACAAACUGGACAGCGUCUCUGCUGACUGACAGCGGCCGAGACAGUGACCUCAUCUACAGAUUCGACGGACGACAGGCUGCUAAUGUUCCAGAUCACGUGGUGCCCCAGAACCUAACGGACCAGUUCACCAUAGCAACGUGGAUGAAACACGGGCCCAGUCCAGGACUCAGAGCUGAGAAGGAAACCUUACUGUGUAACUCUGACAAGACCGAAAUGAACCGCCACCAUUACUCUCUGUACGUCCACAACUGCCGCCUGGUAUUCCUGCUCAGGAGAGAUUUCACUCAGGUCGACACUUUCAGGCCUGCCGAGUUCCACUGGAAACUGGAGCAGAUCUGUGACAAGGAAUGGCACUAUUAUGUGAUCAACGUGGAAUUUCCUGCAGUGACACUGUUUGUGGAUGGUGUCACCUAUGAACCCUACCUGGUGACGGAUGACUGGCCCAUCCACAGUGCCAAGAUUGAUACGCAGCUGACUGUGGGUGCCUGCUGGCAAGGUGGGGAGGUAGGGACUCCGAGGUUCACACAGUAUUUCCGUGGCAGCCUGUCAGGUCUGACAAUCCGACCAGGCCGCAUUGAAACCCAGAAGGUUAUUUCCUGUUUGCAAGCCUGCAAAGAAGGUCUUGAUAUUAACUCCCUUGAAAGUCUCGCAAAGGACAUCAAGUUUCAUUUUAACCCUGCCCAGUCUGUGCUGGUGGUGGAGGGAGAGGAUCUGGACAGCAUCAACACAGCCAUGACCAAGGUCUCCUACAUUAACUCUCGCCAGUUCCCUACGCCAGGCCUCCGACGGCUACACAUCACCACCUCAGUGCAGUGUUUCGGCGAGGACACGUGUCUCUCCAUCCCAGACAUCAAGUCAGUAGUUAUGGUCCUGCCGCCCAGUGAACCGAGAAUCACCAUUACAGGAUCUAAUCGGCUCGUCAGGCCUGCCAGUGACCUGCGGGGCCCGCUGGGUGUGGCACCCUUCAAAGAGCUUCACAUCACCAGCACAGUAAUGAAGGGAGACGGCUUCGGAGGAUCUCGCAGACCAGGUGUGAUGGAGGUGAUGCAUAACCUGGACUACUGCGAUGUGCUGGUAAUUGGCGACGAACUGAAUCCGGAGAGAGAGAGUCUGGAGAUUCAUCACAGUGUCUUGUUAGGAAAACACCUGGAUGCCACCAACUCCACCUCUGGAAUAUCAAUAUAUGGUGUGGACUCCAUGGCCCACUAUGAGCAAGCACUGCGACAGGUGCGCUACAGGAACUGGCGACCUGCCACCUUGAGUGAACGCAAGUUCAGACUCACCUGCUCUGAACUCAACGGGCGUUACACCAGCAAUGAGUUCAACUUGGAGGUCAGUGUUCUUCACCACUCAGCACCUGUGGAACAUGUCAAUCAUAUGGCUGCCCAACCUCAGUACAUGAGACCCGUCCAUCACCCACUCAUGAUACACACUCUCAACACACACAUGUCAGGACCAGCACCUCCAGCAGCCACAGUGGUUAUUGUGGUUUGUAUCGCCGCCCUGGUGGUGAUUGUGGUGAUUGGCGUGUACAGGAUCCACGCCACACAUCAGGAGGGUUCUAGAGACGACGAGGACGAGGUCAAAGACAGCGAAGAAGACUGGGACAACUCUGCACUCACCAUCACUGUCAACCCCAUGGAGAACAUAAGAGGAGCUCAGGCGCAAGAUGAGGAGGUAAAAGAAGAACGUGAGGAGGAGGGAGAAGAAGAGGAGGAGGAGGAACAGGUGGGAGGAAUGACAAGUGCCGAGUCAGACAACAGUGACGAAGACGAAGAGGGUGGAGAAGAUGUAGAGAGAGAAGAGAUUAAAGAGAGGAUGCAGAAGGGAAAACUAGAGUGGGACAGUUCCUCCAUAACAUACUGACCACACAUCCAUGUACCCGCACAUAUAAACACUCUUUACAUGUUCGUCUAUCUCUCCCUAUGAAACACACACACACACACACACACACACAUGCAGACAUUCCCUCACAUUGGUUACAUCUUCUCACACACACGCUCACAGCAACAAAAUCUCUGAUAAAAUUAUUUAUAAUCUGUUGCUGGAAAAAAAACACUUUAAAUCUUCCCACGUUGUCAUUUUUAAUGGCACAUCUCCCUCUGCUGGACAAAGUCAGAACUACAGAAUCAGCUGCUGCCCUGCAGUGCUGGAAAACAUUGUCUGUACGUACAUUAUUAUUAUUCACAUCACAGUCAAUGAGGCAAAAUAUAUGAUGAAUAUCAAACAAGCACAGUCUCCUCAUUACAUGUGCAGAAUUAACUGAUUGAACUGGAUCUAAACUCUUGAAUAUAGUGACACAAAUUCUCUCCAGUUCCUACAUUAACACAAAGAUAAUGUUGGCUUUCAUCCCAACUUUUAAUACAUGCAAAUACACGUGUCCUCAGAUUACUGAUAUAUUGUUUAUGUUUUAAAUCCACUGUCCACAAGAUGGUGAGUUAUCAGCAGACUUAUCUGCGAGAUGUAUCCAUAUACAUAUCCAUUAGUUUACGUAUCCAUACACUGUUUUCAGAUCUAAUUCCUUUGGCCUAUAUAGUAGGUAUAACAUAGCUGUACUGUCACUCGCUGUAUAUCCUCCGUUCUCAUCUUUGACUCAAACCGUUUCGUCUGUGUGAUCAGUGCUGAGUUUCUCUAAGUACAUCACAGUGCUGUGCUUCUGUGGCCUGGACACUAAAGAGAAACAACAUCCUGGAUAUCUUAUCUCUCACCGUGUACAUUCCACAUUUUGUCCUGAAUUUAUAUACAAAGCAGAAUUAUUAACUGUUUAGUAUCUUCCACCUUUGGUUUCUCAGAAGUAUUUUGAAGUUAAAAUGAUCACUGCUCCGUCAGCUAAUGAGCCGAUGGAAAAAGUUGAUCGUAGUUCUGAUACUUGUAGAAACUAAAGAGCUGUUUGUUUGCAUCUGUCUGUGUACCAAAUCUAUCCAUACUGUGGCCUAUUGUAGCUCUUACUGUUUAGGGUUAGAUCAGUUAUCUUUCUUUUUUCAGCAGAUGGAAUUAUACAGAGAUGUUGAAUGCUACUGUUAUCCCGUCUUUACGUUGUUGUUUUUAAUUCCAUGGUAAUGGGAGCCCUCUAUGCAAUUAUGGGCCCAGUCUAAAGGACCAGUACACAGAAACAGGGGUACUCCAGCAAUUUGGUGCUGAUGUUGGACUCAUGAGGGACAGAUUUGGGAAAAAAGGCAGAGAUAUCCUGACUUUCGUGCCUAGUUUGGGUGAAUCUCCAAAAACACUGGAUCCUACACUUCCCAUGAUGCAACUCAGUAGCAUCUUUUCUUAGAUAUGCCUGACAAAUGCACAUGGGCCGGUUUCACAAAGAUAGACUUUGACCGUGACUUCAAACUUUCAGUCCUAAGAUAGGUGUCUCUUUGCAUGAAGUUGUCAAGUUCUUAAACAUCUUGAGGUAAAACUAAUUCGCCAAUUUACUAGAAAAUAAAACACGACUGUCUUAGCUUUCAGAAUAUGAACCACUUAUCUCCAAAUUCAGAUGACAAAUACAAUUUUGAAGCUUGUAAAGGCAUGAUGACAAACUAGCACCACACUCUAGUCCGACUCAGCACCACUGUCCCUCCCUCUAUCAAAUCAAAUCAAAUUUUUCUUUAUAUAGCACAUUUUACACAAAGUAAUCUCAUUGCACUUUUGCAUGAAACAUCUGUGAGUAAAAACAAAUUAAGUCUUGAGAGCUGCACAGACUUACCCUGUCACACACACACACACACACAGAUUUAACCAACUAGUGAAGUAUCGUCAAAGUCACACAGUCCCUGUCAGACCAGAUCUGCUCCUCAGGCCGACCACUAAGUCCGUAUUUUUUGGGAGGCCUCUGUCGAGAGCCAGAGGACGGAGACAUGGCCAACAGUUCUUUUUGUGGGUCCAUACCGACGUGACGAGGCCGACCAUGAGGCAAAGUUCAGCUGCUCGUUGCAGGAGCUGCCCUCACUCAUGGAUCAAAGAGGAGCAGAAGCAGUAACUAAGAUCAAGGAGAGUUAUGGAGAUGUUAAGGGCUGUGUGCCAGACUAAGAAUGUCACCGGUCGAAGGUUUAAAUGGAAAGUGGAGUUUGGACAGAACCUCAACUCGCCUAAAAAGCCAGAAACGUUUGUGCAGUUAGGGUGCAGGAUGUGACACUAAUCUUCCUGGAGGUGGCAGCGACUAGUCCUUUCUUUCUCUACUAGUCCUUUUUUACUACAGACCGCCCGAUGGUAACAGAGAAAACUGUGGCAUAGCGGCUGGCAGCGUGAAGGAGGUGGGUGAGGUGGAGACUGGAUGGAUCGAAGGCACUGCCAUCCUGCUUUCGGUGGUCUGCGCGGUCCUGGUUACAGCAUUUAAUGACUGGAGCAAAGAGAAGCAGUUCCACGGCUUCCAGAGCAGGAGUAGAAGUUCAUCAUGGUCCGAUGGGGCAGGAGAAUGAGAUCUAAGUAUCAGAGAUCAUCGUCCGAGACAUUGCAGAAGCCAAAUAUGGUGACCUCCUCGCUACUGACAACGAUCUCAAGAUUGAUGAGAGCUGUCUGACUGGAGAGUCGAAUCAUGUCAAGAAGAGCUCCAACAAAGACCCCUUGUUGAUGUCAGGUACUCACGUCAUGGAAGGCUCUAGAUGUUGGUCACAGCUGUACGUGCGAACACUGGAAUCAUCUUCACACAAAGAAGGAGAAGUCGAUCCUCCAGGGGAUGCUGACCA